CAACACGCAAGGCAGAAGCAAGCCGCUGAGCACAAGCAAGACUACCGUCCUGAGGCUUCACACACACACCCUUCGUCCCACGCCUCGUUGGUAUGGGAGUCUUCUUGAGCAAGCCGAGUGUGACCAAGUUUUCUGAAGAUGGCGAGGACAGCGAUGUCGGCUUCGGGGUGUCGUCUAUGCAGGGAUGGAGGAGGAACAUGGAGGAUGCACACCUGGCCUUGCUAGACCUACAAAAGCACCCGCAGGAGGGAGGGGAGCGGCAGGGGGGGGGCGAGGAGGUCAGGAUGUUCGGGGUUUUCGACGGGCACGGAGGCAAGGAAGUGGCUUUGUUCGUGCAGGAGCACAUGGCAAAAGAGCUGGUCAAGCUUGAGGAGUACAGGGGCGGAGACUACCCGAGAGCCUUGGCGAGGGUAUUCCAUCGCAUGGACGAGUUGCUAGAGGGGGCUGCUACCGAACUUGUGCGGUCACGAGGGGAUUUGACACAGGGAGAAUCGGGCCGAAGCGAGGCGGAGACGGAGGUUGGGGGCGAUGCCACCAAGGGCAAGGAAGGAGAGGAGAAGGAGACUAGAAGUGAGAAGAAGGAGGGCGUAACAGCGGGCGUUGCGGACAUGGAGACGGAGACGGCGUCCGCGGAGCUGCAUAAGGCUAUCUGUCAAGAGCUCGCGGAAUCGAGGAAAAACCCGAGUGAUGAGGAGGCCGAGGAACCACCAUUGAAAGCGGCGGCGAGCACUAUCCUUGGCUCACGGCGGGACUACGACAGCGAUGAGGAGGAUGCCGGGGUCGGCGGCGACGGCAGCAGCGGCGGGCACCGCAAUCUAAAGGACGAGGUUGGCGUAGUGGACGCCAGCGCUGCAGACAGUGGCGACAACGAUGUCCUCGAGCUCGGUUCCGGCGGGCCCAACGGCGGCGGCGGCAGAAAGAUCAAGAUGGCCGACGCUCUUGAGCUCUUCCAUCGGAUCCUGGACAUACGGAAAGACCAGCAACGCAUGGCCGCCGCUGCCACCGCCGCCACGAACGGUGCCGGUUCCGACCCUUCCUUCGUAGGAGGCGGGAAGGACGACGACGCUUCUACCUGCCCCACUCCCCUCCCCUCCGACACGGCCUGCGACGGUGGUGGAGAACCUAGAAGAGACGGUAGCGGUAGCGAUCAGGUAGCGCCUUCCGAGGGGGGAAUGAGGGGCGAGGCAGUGUCUGCGGGGGAACGCGGUGGGUCCGGGGAGGGCGCGGCGGGCGAGGAAGAGGAUGAGGAGGAGGGGGAGGAUACCUUCGGUGACAGUGACGAGUCGGAAGAGGACGAUAUCGUUGUCACCACCAGCCCUGCCGGGGGGGGGCGCGGAUCCCCCGGGGGUGCAGCGGCGGCGAGGCCUCGAUUAGGGCUUGGGUCAAGCCUCGCAUCGAUUGUUCACGGCCAGGGCGGGAACGCUCCGACGUGCAGCCUCCAAGAUCACCCUAUUCAGGCCGGGUGCACCAGCGUUGUUUGCCUUAUGGUCGGGAAGGUGCUGCACGUGGCCAACGCUGGAGACUCCAGGGCGGUGCUGUGCCGGGGAGGUGUGGCGGUGGCCUUGUCCCACGACCACAAGCCAAUGUCUGUCACCGAGAAACGUCGGAUCGAAGGAGCUGGAGGCUUUGUUAAUGCGGCAGGACGUGUAAACGGCAACCUGAACCUGUCGAGGUCUAUCGGUGACCUCAAGUAUAAGGCCAACAAGGAACUACCCCCGGCGGACCAGAUGAUUACGGCAGAACCGGACCUCAAGUCGGUGGAGGUCACCGAUGAGGACCGGUUCAUGAUACUUGCAUGCGACGGAGUCUGGGACUGCAUGACGAGUCAGGAGUGUGUUGAUUUUGUCGGCGCCCGAGUAGGCAAGAUGUCGCUGUCGAAGGUUUGCGAGGAGGUGAUGGAUGCGUGUAUGUCGGAUGACCCCCGAAGGACAACCGGCAUCGGCGGCGACAACAUGACGUGCAUCGUUGUCCUCCUUGACAAGACGUUCAGCGCGGAGACAUUGCCGCCGCGGGGAGAGGAAACGAAAGAUAGCGCCGACGAGGGCCCCAGCGGUGUUGCUGUCGAGGAGGGAGGCGCAGGAGCUUCUGCUGCUGGUCCGGCUACGGCUGCUGGGACUGCUGUUGCGGAUGACGAGGCACCGGCUAUCUCUCUGGAGGAAGGCAAGGAGAAAUGCCGCAGCCCUUUCGCGAGCAGCGGCGAUGGGUUCCAAGGUUGGGUCGGCUAAUUGGGCUCGACAAGGCGGCCCAGCUUGCUUUGAGAGACGCGGGAGCGCAAUUCCGUUUUAUCCCGUAGACUUGUUUUGUUGCCUUGAAAAGGUAAAAUAAUUAAGAGGCCUUGCGACGAUGAUGUUGAAUCUGGGGGGCGAUUCGACCAGUGUAGCCCCGGUACACGUAGCUGUGUUUGUGUUGGUAUGCAGUCUCUCUUUUGUUUUUGUUGAUGCUCUUCGGUUGCUGGCCUGUUCAUUAUCCCCGGAAGGCAAGCUGUGUCGUCCGACAGUGAACGAAUAACCAAUGGGCAGCUGGGUGUGUGUUUUGGCAACGAUCUCCGCUACCUGUUGCCCUGUGGAGUCGAUUUAGUUGGUGUCCUAACCCUUCCUCUCUCGCAUCUAUGAAACAUUAACAUUUACUCCAGUAGUCCAUGCUUUUUAAGACGCACACUCUUUGGUCUAGCACCCUGAAAAGUAUUUAGUAUGCACUUUGGACUUGACUUUGAGACGAUUCGCGCCAAGGGGCUUCGAUUUGGGCUGUCAGAGAUUUAUUUUUGUUCUCUGGGGGUGCGAUUGAUCGAUCGAGCGCCCUGUGAUCAUGCGUUUGGCUACAGUGGCUUGUGCACCAUAAUCCAUGAGGUUGAUGAUGUUUGGUGCUGCCCAUGGGUUGAUUGACCGGUUGUUGCCUCUCGGCGGAGGAUGGUGUCGUAAAUGUAGUCGGAAUGCAAUUGACCUCCUUCGUUAAAAAUUGGUUGCUCGACAUGCUAUCGGUUUGGUGCUUGUUGCGGACCUGUGGGCGAGAUCACCGCAAGCUCACCCGUGCAGAGCGAAGAGGACAUCUGUCUCCCGCCAUAUAGGAGAAGAUGGUGGAGGGGGCAGGCGAAAUUUGUCCAGGGUUUGUACAAGACGCACAUGCACCCACCCCCUCAAAGGCGGGCAAAGGCAAGGCCACGCAAAGCGCCCGUAGAGGCGGGUACAUAGGUUCCCAUCUUCUUAGUGCCUCUGAGGCAUCAAAUAGGCUUGACUGGCGUCGUAAUGAAGUGAUGCCUAUUUUGUUUCUGUUGUACGGUUCCCUGAUCGUGGCCGGGCGGUGGAUCGGUGUGGCUUUGGCGAUGUACAAGACAAGGAAGGGAAGCGAAGAGACACUGACCACCGCUGGCGGCGAAUAAUUUGUAGAUUUUUGUUUGUUUGCGUGUUUGCAGCGUUUGUUGGCGACUUGACUAGGUCUAGGUCUAGGUCUAGGUCUCUUGCGGGAUGUGUCGUGGCGUGAGGGGGGGGAGUCGUGUACACCGCUCGCUAUGCAAAGGAAUAUUCAGGUGUGUAACAUCUAGUUUGUACAUUCGACGGACUGCUGUGAGUGCUAGUUGGACUUUGCGCGAGUAGUAUUUUGGUUUGGUUUCGCAGGAUAACAUCAUGUAAAAUUUCGAUCAACCAACAUCAACGGCACUGUUUUUUCCGGGGGGUUGCUCUCUCUCACAUCAUGGAUCCUGUUUAGCGAAUGCUUCUGCUGCUAGGUCGUACUAACUUCAUAUCGGUGUUUUUGGUCGAGUGAAGCCAGG
This is a messenger RNA of Ectocarpus sp. CCAP 1310/34, 3766 nucleotides long. NCBI's taxonomy places the organism in Eukaryota, Phaeophyceae, Ectocarpales, Ectocarpaceae. The record is from the annotation of a GenBank genome assembly.